CCGCCGCCCCCGCCCCCAGCCCCUGCAGAUGUGGCGGAGCGGCCCGGCGGCCCGGCAGCGGGGGGGCCCGCUCCGCCAAGCCCCGCUCCCCGCCCGCCGCCGGCGCUGAGCCCCCGCCGCAGCGCCCGCCCUGGCACCAUGCAUUCGUUGGAGGAGCCACUGGACCUCAAGCUGAGCAUCUCCAAGCUGCGAGCGGCCCCGGGAGAAGCGGGGUCCCCCUGGUCUCCGACCCCGUGCUCCCCAGCGCCCAGACCCCGCCGGCCGGGGAUGGCCGAGGGGGGAGCCGGGGGGGGUCGCCGGGCCAUGCCGGCCUCGCCAUCCCCUGGUCUUCUGGCGCAUUCCAGGCUGGUGGAGGCACAGGACGGGCGAUUUUCCACAGCGCCAGUGGUGGACCUCAGCCUCUCGCCCCGCUCUGGUGGGGAGUCUCCGGCUGGCAGCGCCUCGCUCUCCCCCGAGCGCCAGGGCAGCGGGGACCUGCCAGGUCCCCUCACCCCCCACGAUUUCCAGUCCCUGCGCUACAUCGAUGGCCUCCCCAGCUCCUUCCAGUUCUUCCUGCCUCUGGGGGCAGGAGGGGCCCUGCAUCUGCCCCCCACUGCCUUCCUGCCCCCCAGCAAGGAGAAGCGCCUCCCCCCCGAGCUGCCUCUGCCCAAGCAGCUUGUCUGCCGCUGGUCCAAGUGCAACCAGUUCUUUGAUCUCCUGCAAGACCUGGUGGACCACGUCAACGACUUCCAUGUCAAACCUGAGAAGGACGCGGGCUACUGCUGCCACUGGGAGGGCUGCGCCCGCCACGGCAGGGGCUUCAACGCCAGGUACAAGAUGCUGAUCCACAUCCGGACACACACCAACGAGAAGCCACAUCGCUGUCCCACCUGCAACAAGAGCUUCUCGCGCCUGGAGAACCUGAAAAUCCACAACCGCUCUCACACAGGCGAGAAGCCCUACAUCUGCCCCUACGAAGGCUGCAACAAGCGUUACUCCAACUCCAGUGACCGCUUCAAGCACACCCGCACCCACUACGUGGAGAAGCCCUACUCCUGCAAGAUGCCGGGCUGCCACAAGCGCUACACCGACCCCAGCUCCCUCCGCAAGCAUAUCAAAGCCCACGGCCAUUUUGUCUCCCCCGAGCACCCGGAGAUGCUCAAGGUCCACCCGCCUCCCAAAACGCCCCUGGGCUCAGCAGAGGUGCCCUACGUUAACGGGGCGCAGCUCGUGAUCCCCAACCCCGCCGCCCUCUUCGCUCCGCCGGGGCUGCCGGCGUUGCCCAUCCCUUUGGUGCCGGCACCGCUCGACCUCAGCGCCUUGGGCUGCGGGGCUGCGGGCGCCCUGCCCGCUCCACCGGGCCCCGUCCUGCCGCUCAACGGCGGCCCCUUGAACUUGGCCAAGAGCCCGCUGCUGCCCUCGCCCUUCGCAGCGGGGCUGGGGCUGCCCAUCAUGUCGCUGCUGGCCGGCGGGGCCAAGGCCGAGGGGGAGAAGGGCAGCGGGGCUGAGGGGCGGCCGCCCAAGGUGGGCAAGGGGCCGGAGAGUCGGAAGGAGAGGGGCGAAAGGACGGAGCUGGGGCGGCCGCGGGCCCCCCCCGAGAGCCUGGCGCUGCUGCCGGGGGCCGUGCUCGACCUCUCGGCUGGAGUCGGUGCGGGGGGAAGCCCCGAGGCGCUGCCCCCCGGCUGGGUGCUCAUCCCCCCCGGCUCCCUGCUGCUCAAACCCGCCGCCGUGAAUUGAGGGGUCCGACGAUGCCCACGGCCAGCCACUGGCUGGCGGGCAGAUCCCCGCUCCCUAGGGAUGGGGGGGGGUGUCUCACCUCCUCCUCCCCUCCACAGCCCCCCCCAGCCCCGGUGGGGCCUUGUUCGUGCUUUUAACCAUCACGAAAGAAGAACAGACUCUUCUGAGAAAAGCAAUAAUCCCUCGGUGGCCGGAGCCAGCUGCAACCCCGUGCCAGGGGUGGCCCUGGGGCAGGUGGGGGGGGUACAAGGCGGGGGUUCCCCCUGCACCCCCCUGGCCUGGGCAGCUGGAUACGCCGCUAUUUAUUUCUUGACCAGCCCCCUGCUCUGCCAGGGUCCCGCUUGGGUUCAUCUGCUGCCACUGACUUGGCGUCUCCCUGCCCGAGGCCUUGGCACCGCCAGUGGCGGUUUAGGGGGGCCACAGCCCCCGGCCUCCCACCACGCGGACAGAGGGGUGACAGCUCGGGGACCAACCGCUCCCACAGCCCUGAGCUGUGCCUGGCUGUGCCAUCCAAUCCUGCCUGGCUGGCACAGCCACAGGCAGCGCCGUGGCCACUGCACCUCUGCGCCAGGCCCAGCUGGCUGGGCACAUGCCGGCCCGGUGCCCAACUGCAUCCCUCCCGCUCUGCGGCCACCCUCAUCCCCUGCCGCCUCCCCGGCCCUCCCCGUGACAAGGCACACGGUCGCGUGUGCUGCUCGCCGUGCCGGCUCCGCGCCGGGGCAGAGCCACCCUGUUUAGCUACGUUCAUACCUAACCACGUACCGCGAGCGCAUGCGGGCAGCGGGCAGCGCGGGCAGGACUCCAGGCACCAGCGGAGCUGCUGCCGGUGGCGCGUUGGCACCAGCUGGCAGGGCACCUGCUCCUCCGGACAUGCCGAAGGGAUGUUUCCAGGUGAGCCCCCCCCCCAGGCCACAGGGCAGCGUUGGGGCAGGCAGGAUGCUGCUGCCAUGCCAGGAGUGGGCAGCAUGCUCAGCACCUCUCCCAGCACGUGCAGGGGGGGUCCCCAUGUACCUCCUGCUGCCGAGCAGGACCCCCAGCCCAUGGCUUUCUCCAAACCAGGGCAGUGGGGCCGUCCCCGGUCCUUCUCCCUCCCCGCUGGAAGGAGCCCCCAGCUGCGUGUGCCCUGCGGGGAGCAGGUCUCCCUGCCCUCACCCUCCUCGGGCUGGGGCGCAGCGGCUGCCCGGCACUGCCACAGCCCCGGCAUGGCCGCGGGUCAUCGACCAGGCCACCCCGGCCAGUGUACGUCUCCUCGCUCCUUUGUUGGUUUGUUGUUGCACAUUCCAGGACAUCAGUAUUUUAACGGUCUCGAAGUGCCUUUCUAUCGUAGUUUCUGGGUUGUUUUUAUUUUCCUCCUGUUGGGCUCCAUCGCUGUUAGCAUAGCGUUUAAGGACUGCAGAAGUAAGAGAUAAGCUAACGACUAUAACACUAUAUUCGUCCAGGGGAGAGGAAGUUUAUUAAGAAAACAAUAAAGUGAAGUUGAAGUAAGUUCCUGUUUCAGUCCGCGACUGGCAGUGGUGGCGAGGAGCCCAUGGUGGGGACAGAGGGGUGCUGGAGAUGAUGGGUGCGACCUCGGGGGCAUGGCCAGCUCUA
Falco peregrinus (peregrine falcon) is the source of this 3306-nucleotide messenger RNA. RefSeq names its product GLIS family zinc finger 2 (gene GLIS2). Gene Ontology annotation, molecular function: DNA-binding transcription factor activity, RNA polymerase II-specific; RNA polymerase II cis-regulatory region sequence-specific DNA binding. Gene Ontology annotation, biological process: regulation of transcription by RNA polymerase II; smoothened signaling pathway. Gene Ontology annotation, cellular component: nucleus. The record is from RefSeq and is a predicted model, not a curated record. NCBI's taxonomy places the organism in Eukaryota, Metazoa, Chordata, Aves, Falconiformes, Falconidae.